Messenger RNA from Chanos chanos (milkfish), 2546 nucleotides. It is a transcript of the gene gspt1l, whose product is annotated as G1 to S phase transition 1, like. The coding region runs from base 257 to 1984 and encodes 575 amino acids. The record is from RefSeq and is a predicted model, not a curated record. The transcript is spliced from 14 exons. Lineage: Eukaryota; Metazoa; Chordata; Actinopteri; Gonorynchiformes; Chanidae. Gene Ontology annotation, molecular function: GTP binding; GTPase activity.
AGGGAAUCGUCAGCAUACACGAGGAGGACUCGCUGUGAGUGCUGAGUCGAAUCUCUCUUUCUCUCGCCCCUCAUCGAGAGAAACCGGCAAUUUUAUUUCAAGAAAAAAGGCGUGGGAAAGACUACACCUUGAAAGGAGGAAGUUUUAACGAUUUUAGAGGAUAACCUUAACAACGGGUUAAGGGUGGACACUGGAGUAACUAAGUGCGUAGUUAACGUUUGUCUCGAGAACAGUACAGUGAAAAUUCAGACCCACGAUGGACCCAAGAGACACUGCCCCUGAUUCUUGGGAACAGGAGGACGAUGGCGAGGCCCCAGUCGACGUGCAACUUCCAGCUGCUUUCACCGCCCUUAACGUGAACGCCAAGCCGUUUGUACCUAAUGUUAACGCCGCUGAAUUCGUUCCGGCUUUUCUUCAGAAAGGGCCCGUGGAAAAUCCUGAGCCUGCAGGUACUGAGACAGCUGCAUCGAUGGAAGUUUCGGAUCCAGGGGCGCCAGUAGAGAACGGCGAUACAGAGAUGACUCCAGAGGAGACAUGGGAGCAGAAGGGCUAUGAACCCAACGAGGCAGAGCCAGGAGGCGGCCCGGCGGGAGACGGGGGUCCUGCCGAAGAGGAGUCUCCCCAAGAAGAGGGAAUGGAGGAGGAAGAGGAAGUGCCAAAACCUAAAGUAGCCCCCAUCCCGCCAGACGCCCCCAAAAAGGAACACGUAAACGUGGUCUUCAUCGGGCAUGUCGAUGCUGGCAAGUCGACCAUUGGAGGACAGAUCAUGUAUCUAACGGGAAUGGUUGACAAGCGGACCCUGGAGAAAUACGAGAGAGAAGCCAAGGAGAAGAACAGGGAGACAUGGUACCUGUCCUGGGCCCUCGACACAAACCAGGAGGAGAGAGACAAGGGAAAAACUGUGGAAGUUGGACGUGCCUACUUCGAAACUGAAAAAAAGCACUUCACCAUCCUGGACGCGCCAGGCCAUAAAAGCUUUGUCCCCAACAUGAUUGGUGGAGCAUCACAGGCAGACCUGGCUGUACUGGUGAUUUCUGCGAGGAAAGGCGAGUUUGAGACAGGCUUUGAGAAAGGGGGGCAGACACGAGAACAUGCCAUGUUAGCCAAGACGGCAGGAGUCAAACAUUUGAUUGUCCUGGUCAAUAAAAUGGACGACCCCACCGUGAACUGGAGCCUGGAGAGGUACGAAGAAUGUAAGGAAAAGCUUGUGCCAUUUCUGAAGAAGGUUGGGUUUAAUCCUAAAAAGGACAUUCAUUUUAUGCCCUGUUCUGGCCUGACUGGGGCCAACCUGAAGGACCCAGCGGAGCAGUGCUCUUGGUAUACAGGGUUACCAUUCAUUCCACAUCUGGACAGUUUGCCAAACUUCCACAGAUCCAGCGAUGGACCAGUUAGAUUACCUAUUGUAGAUAAAUACAAGGACAUGGGCACUGUGGUGCUGGGGAAACUGGAGUCAGGCUCCAUCAGUAAAGCACAACAGCUCGUCAUGAUGCCAAACAGGCACACUGUGGAGGUCCUGAGUCUCCUGUCUGACGAGGUGGAGACCGAUGAUGCAGGCCCAGGAGAAAACCUGAAACUACGUCUCAAAGGUAUCGAGGAGGAGGAGAUCCUGCCUGGAUUCAUUCUGUGUAACGCUGAGAAUCUAUGCCACUCUGGCCGCACCUUCGACGCCCAGAUAGUCAUCAUUGAACACAAGUCCAUCAUCUGCCCGGGGUAUAACGCAGUCCUGCACAUCCACACCUGCAUCGAAGAAGUGCAAAUUACCGCCUUAAUCUGUCUGGUAGACAAAAAGACAGGUGAGAAAAGCAAGACACGACCACGCUUCGUCAAGCAGGACCAGGUGUGUAUAGCCCGUCUGCGAACUGCAGGGACCAUCUGCCUUGAGACCUUCAAAGAUUUCCCCCAGAUGGGACGCUUCACCCUCCGAGACGAAGGUAAAACCAUUGCCAUUGGGAAGGUGCUGAAGCUUGUUGCUGAGAAGGAAUGAAGCCAGUGCAUGAGCAUAAUGGAACCAGUCAGUGAGGCGGAGAGGGGGGGGCCUUUGGCCCGCCUCCCUUGCCCAUCUCGCUCUGCCUCCCCAAGACCAGCUUAAAAAACUUGUCUGAAAAAGAAAGAAAUCAGUUUUUAAGCAAAUGAAAAUGAAAUCAAGUCCACACGUGUCAGCCUUCUCAUAUUGAGAGCUAAACAAUGCCAUUUUAUUUCAUGCCCACAAGUCAACACUUACGAUUGUACAAGACCUGACUCUCUUCCCAUCUGUAUUUUUGAUUUCUUUUUCUUCUGUUUUUUUUUUUGGCUUCCAUCAGAGAAGUAGAACCGCAGCAGACGCUGCAGAAUGAUGUGGACCAGAGUUUGUUUGGAAAACACGAUUUACAGACCUGUUUAAAACAAUUAACAAGUGAAAACCAAAAUGUUAAUAUCUUGGUUGUAUAUGUUUCCCUUUGAUUAUACCCACUUUGGUUUCUCUUCUCAGAACGGUCUUGCAAAAGUGCUCGAGCGUACCACAUGUUAAAGCAACUUCUAUGACAAUAAACUAUUAAAAUUGGAGAAAA